Molecule: messenger RNA, 2476 nt
Organism: Camelina sativa (false flax)
Lineage: Eukaryota; Viridiplantae; Streptophyta; Magnoliopsida; Brassicales; Brassicaceae
Source: RefSeq, a predicted model, not a curated record
GAAUCCACCCAUAUAAUUUAGUAGUACUCCAUUGUUAUCUCUCUCUCACUUUGUGCGUGCGAGCGAGUGUUUUGUUUUCCUCCGAGAUCCAAAUCGUCUCGUGGAUCCAAACCUUUGCAACUCCGUGGAUCUCCUCCUCCUCCUCCUCUCGCUGGAUCUCGUACCUUGAGCACCGGAAAAGAUGGACAAAUCUAGUACCUUGCUUGUGCACUAUGACAAAGGGACUCCAGCAGUUGCAAAUGAGAUUAAAGAAGCUCUUGAAGGAAAUGAUGUUGAAGCAAAGGUUGAUGCCAUGAAGAAAGCGGUUAUGCUUUUGCUGAAUGGUGAAACCAUUCCUCAGCUUUUCAUAACCAUUAUAAGAUAUGUGCUGCCUUCUGAGGACCACACAAUCCAAAAGCUUCUGUUGCUGUACCUGGAGCUGAUUGAAAAAACGGAUUCCAAGGGGAAGGUGUUGCCUGAAAUGAUUUUGAUUUGCCAGAAUCUUCGGAAUAACCUUCAGCAUCCGAAUGAGUACAUCCGUGGAGUGACACUGAGGUUUCUCUGUCGGUUGAAGGAGACUGAAAUAGUGGAGCCUUUGACUCCAUCAGUGUUACAAAAUCUGGAGCACCGCCAUCCAUUUGUUCGCAGGAAUGCAAUUCUGGCCAUCAUGUCGAUAUAUAAGCUUCCACAAGGCGAGCAACUUUUCGUCGAUGCGCCUGAAAUGAUCGAGAAAGUUCUAUCAACAGAACAAGAUCCGUCUGCCAAGAGAAAUGCUUUUCUAAUGCUCUUCACCUGUGCUGAAGAGCGAGCAGUGAAUUAUCUUCUGAGCAAUGUUGACAAGGUUUCAGACUGGGAUGAGUCCCUUCAGAUGGUGGUUCUGGAGUUGAUUCGAAGUGUGUGUAAGACUAAACCAUCAGAGAAGGGGAAAUAUAUUAAGAUUAUUAUUUCUCUGUUAAGUGCCACUUCUUCUGCAGUUAUCUACGAAUGUGCUGGGACACUUGUUUCUCUCUCAUCUGCCCCUACUGCUAUUAGGGCUGCUGCCGACACCUACUGCAAACUUCUUUCUUCUCAGAGUGACAACAAUGUGAAGCUUAUUUUGCUCGAUCGGUUGAAUGAACUAAAGACAUUGCACAGAGAUAUCAUGGUUGAGUUGAUAAUAGAUGUUCUUAGAGCACUCUCAAGCCCAAACCUUGAUAUCCGCAGGAAGACACUUGACAUUGCCCUUGACUUGAUUACUCAUCAUAAUAUCAAUGAGGUCGUGCAAAUGCUGAAGAAAGAAGUUGUGAAGACACAGAGUGGAGAGCUUGAGAAGAAUGGAGAGUACAGACAAAUGCUUAUUCAAGCAAUCCAUGCUUGUGCAGUUAAGUUCCCUGAAGUUGCAAGCACAGUGGUCCAUCUUCUAAUGGAUUUCUUGGGAGAUAGCAAUGUGGCUUCUGCUCUUGACGUGGCUGUUUUUGUUAGAGAGAUAAUUGAAACAAAUCCCAAGUUAAGAGUUUCAAUCAUUACCAGGUUGUUGGACACGUUCUAUCAGAUCCGUGCAGGAAAGGUCUGCCCUUGUGCUCUUUGGAUUAUUGGAGAGUAUUGCCUAUCACUUUCAGAAGUUGAGAGUGGCAUUUCAACCAUUAAACAAUGCCUUGGCGAAUUACCAUUUUACUCUGUUUCUGAGGAGUCUGAACCAACUGAAACAUCGAAGAAAAUUCAGCCUACCUCUUCUGCCAUGGUGUCCUCAAGAAAACCAGUGAUUCUUGCUGAUGGAACUUAUGCUACCCAAAGCGCAGCCUCUGAAACCACAUUUUCCUCACCUACAGUUGUUCAAGGAUCGCUGACUUCUGGAAAUUUGAGGGCACUGCUUCUAACUGGUGAUUUUUUCCUGGGAGCGGUGGUUGCUUGCACAUUGACUAAACUUGUUCUUAGGUUGGAAGAGGUUCAGUCUUCUAAAACUGAAGUGAACCAGACAGUCUCACAGGCUUUGCUGAUAAUGGUUUCUAUGUUGCAACUUGGGCAAUCACCUGUUUCUCCACACCCUAUUGAUAAUGAUUCGUAUGAGAGGAUUGUCUUGUGCAUAAAAUUGCUUUGCCAUAGGAAUGAUGAGAUGAAAAGGAUAUGGUUGGAAACCUGCCGUCAGAGUUUUGUCAAGAUGAUUUCCGAAAAACAGCUUAGAGAGAUGGAGGAACUUAAGGCAAAGACCCAAACAACUCAUGCUCAGCCUGAUGAUCUAAUUGACUUCUUCCAUCUUAAGAGCCGGAAGGGAAUGAGUCAGCUUGAGCNAGGAAAGGUCUGCCCUUGUGCUCUUUGGAUUAUUGGAGAGUAUUGCCUAUCACUUUCAGAAGUUGAGAGUGGCAUUUCAACCAUUAAACAAUGCCUUGGCGAAUUACCAUUUUACUCUGUUUCUGAGGAGUCUGAACCAACUGAAACAUCGAAGAAAAUUCAGCCUACCUCUUCUGCCAUGCCUCUGAAACCACAUUUUCCUCACCUACAGUUGUUCAAGGAUCGCUGA